UCGGUCCAUUUCAAAACAUUCAACAUGGACGAGGUUCCUAUUCGAAUUAAAGCGUAUCGUUUCGUUGCAUAUUCAGCUAUCGCCUUCUCGGUUGUAGCCGUAAUAUCGCUAUGUGUCACAUUACCGAUGGUCUACAACUAUAUCACGAAUGUUCGUCAACAAAUGCAUCACGACAUUAAUGAAUGCAAGAACUCCGUGAAAGAUGUUUGGAGUAAUGUGCAUGAACUGAAAAAUGUUGAAGAGGUACGGAAUCGUACAGCUCGUCAAGCUGCUUACAGAGACGGUGCUGCACAAAGAGCGGUUAGCAUUGGCGUAAAUGCAGCUGGAUGUCAAUGCUGUAAUCCUGGUUUACCAGGACCACUUGGCACUCCGGGAAAACCCGGAAGACCUGGUCGACCUGGGGCACCUGGAUUCCCAGGUGUACCAGGUAGAGCUGGUGCUUCAGCUUGUCAACCAAUUACUCCGCCACCAUGUAAACCAUGCCCACGGGGACCACCUGGACCACCUGGUCCAGUAGGUCCACCCGGAGACGCUGGAUUUCCCGGCGCGCCCGGAGUGAACUCCGGCGUCGCUGUACCUGGUCCCACUGGACCUUCUGGUCUCGCCGGCAAACCAGGAAAUCCUGGUCCAAUGGGACUACCCGGAGACGCAGGCAUUCCAGCGAGGAGUGAAGCGAUUGUACCUGGAUCACCUGGACCACAAGGAGAUAUGGGACCACCUGGACCAGUGGGUCAACCAGGCCAGCCGGGUUUCGGUGGUGGACAAGGUCGCCCAGGAUCACCUGGUCCUCCUGGCCCGCCUGGUUUGUCUGGACCUGACGGUCUGUCUGGUUUGCCCGGUAUACCAGGCCAAGCAGGUGCUCCAGGAGAGAAGGGUAUCUGCCCUAAAUAUUGCGCUAUCGAUGGUGGAAUAUUCUUCGAGGAUGGAACUCGUCGUUAG
Molecule: messenger RNA, 939 nt
Organism: Anisakis simplex (herring worm)
Lineage: Eukaryota; Metazoa; Nematoda; Chromadorea; Rhabditida; Anisakidae
Source: the annotation of a GenBank genome assembly